Molecule: messenger RNA, 5203 nt
Organism: Micropterus salmoides (largemouth bass)
Lineage: Eukaryota; Metazoa; Chordata; Actinopteri; Centrarchiformes; Centrarchidae
Product: rho GTPase-activating protein 5-like
Exons: 3
Coding region: 19-609 (196 amino acids)
Biological process (GO): signal transduction
Source: RefSeq, a predicted model, not a curated record
CUUGUGAAUGUGCUCCGGAUGGUGGGAAAUCAAGGUCUCUCUUUUUCUUCAGAUCACAACAUCGACUUUGUGGCGAUGGACGUGGCUGUGAACGCUGCUGCCGGGGCGCUGAAGGCUUUCUUUGCCGACCUGCCCGACCCGCUGAUCCCCUACAGCCUGCACCCGGAGCUGGUGGAGGCUGCAAAAAUCGUGGACUACAUCGAGCGUCUGCAGGUCUUGCGGGAGAUCGUGAAGAAGUUUCCCUCUGUCAACUACCAGGUCUUCAAAUACAUCAUCACACACCUCAACAGGGUGAGCCAGCACAGCAAGACCACCCUGAUGACGGCCGACAACCUGUCCAUCUGCUUCUGGCCCACGCUGAUGCGGCCCGACUUCGAGAACAAGGAGACGCUGUCCACCACCAAGCUGAACCAGGCCGUCAUCGAGUCCUUCAUCGUCCAGAGCGACUACUUCUUCCACGGCGGCGAGGUGGCCGAGAGCUCCAGCAGCGAGGGCACGCCGCCGCCGCACUGCCACAACAUGGUGGAGGCCCUGCUCCCGCUGCAGCUGCCGCCGCCCCUGCAGCCGCAGCAGAUCCAGCACACCCUGCACCCCGACCCGCUGAUCUGAGAGCCAGAGGAGCAUGCUGGGAAAUGAAGUCCGGGGCUGUCUGUGUGCGCCGCCAGGCAGCUUCUGGCCAACAAUUGCCGGGAGGUCAAACAAAACGCCGGUCGGCUGUUGAAAUAAAACAUAAAAAGACCUGGUUGGUGAAUUUUUGGGUUAUUCAGCAGCUGCUGUUUGUCAUCGACUUUGAGGUGAACGAGCUUCGGGGGUUUAGAGACACAUCAACCGUUUGUUGGAUUAAACCUAAUCUGUGAGAUCGGCUCAUCCCGCGAGGUAAAUCCCGGAUUAGAGAAUUACAAUCGGACGUCACCUUUUGGAACUAAUUUGUGGAUCUGACUGCCCCUUUUAGGAUACGAAGACUGAAAAUAGCUGAUGUGUGGACUGAUUUGAUUCGGCACAUAGUGACAACACUAACCGUUUAGCAGGGUCUGACUUGGACUCGUUAUAGAUUACCUUCCUCCUACCUUACCCUGACGGAAUAGCACACUGGGGUCCGUACCAAACCCCCCCUUAAACCCCGCCCCCCUUUUCCCUGCUCCCAGACAAAGAAAAGGGAAGUUAAAACUCAAAGAGUCCCCACGACUGCAAAUAUAAAACACCUGAUACCGACUGAGUCAUUAGAUAUUUGACGGACUGUUUGCACGCUGAGAUCUUCAGCACAGGAAAACAUUUCUUCUUCUUUUCUUCUUCUUCUUCUUCUUCUUUUGUCUUUUGUUGUUGCCCCUUUCACCCCAGAAACCGGUCAGUAAGUAAGAGGAACGUUUCAUUUCUGCACCAGGCGUCCAACAGCCUCACACACACAGAUUUAUGAACCUCGUGGAAAUAUGAGAAAGCGUGGAUUAUCUUAAGCCUCUGUUUUUAAAUACUAGGAGAGAAAAUGAAAUGACCCUCCUACCCACCACAUGAACUUUGACCCCUUAAAGGACAGCACAUGCACGAUCCGUGUCAAAAGUCCCAAAUGCCAAUUUCACGUUUGUUUGUGUAGUUUACAUUUUUAUCAUCUUUAUUUCUCUUGUUUUUAUUUUUAUAUAAUUUUUUUUGGUAACGUCUUAAUUUCAACCCUGUGUGUGUGCGUGAUGACGAUGGUGUGUGUGUGUGUGUGUGUGUGUGUGUGUGUAUCUGUGUCACAGCCAGUUAGAAACCUUCUCUGCUGAGGGAAGGGGGGGGGGGGAUCCAGGAAGGGAAAACAAAUUCAAAAUCCUUCCGGACUGACGGACUCGUGUAGCUCCGUACGUGAGAUCCAGACUUUACUACGAACCUUCAGCCUGUCUCGUCUCUUCUCUAACUCUUAACGCAACGACUGACGUCUCUCGUUCUGAAGGAGACGACCCCGACCCCUCGAUGAUGGCACAUGAGCGAGGAAACCACUACGUCGGGAUGCAUUCUGGAUUGGAUUUCAAGGAGGACGCCUCCCACUUUUUUGUCAUUUCAAUUUUAUUUUAUUUUUUUCUUCUGUUGGUUUGUUGGAAAAUUAAAAAAUUUGCAUGUCUCUGUUUUGCCACUUAGUGAAAAAAAGAAGAACUUUAAAGUAAAAAAAAAAAGAAAAAAAAAAAAAGAAAUGAAACUCAUUGAAACUCCGAAUGGAGCGUUUGAUCAGAUCGUUUUAUCUGAAUCUUUCUGGUUUGAGGGGAACAUUUCCACAGAGGGGGUUUCAUUUUCUUUUUGCAUUUGUUUCUUUUCUGUCAAGCAAGAAAUCAACUCUUAAUAUCAUAUUUUUGGUUAUAUGUCGAAUAGUUUUCCCUAAAUAGAGGAAAGAAGUAUAUAUAAGUAUAUAUAUAUAUAAAUAUAUAUAUAAAUUUAUCAGCAGCAGAGGUUCCGAUUUAGUGAAAUACCACGGGGUACUGGACUGUAUAAUCUGUCACAAGCUAUAAUCAUAUUUCUUUGUGGUUCUGAUGGCGUGACUGAAACCCAUCUUUAUUUUUCUGAUGGUGUGUAUGUGUGUGUGUAUAUAGAGGGGAGGGGGUUUGAUAACAGAUGGUUGAGUUUUAACUCCUCUUCGUCCCUCAUCGCUUAAACCUUGGCUCACCUUUGCCCCGGUUUGUCUCUUUCGUGUAUUUGUACACGUGCCGAGCGCCGUUUUCCCUGAAAGACAAAUCCCCCUCCCCCCGUGACGAUGUUCUGCAGGAGUCUUCACAAACACUCUUCUGUCCAUCUGGAUAAAAAUGAAAAAAAAUUCCAUCUGCUUUAUGAUAACAAAGAUUUUUAACCUGUUUUCCACGUUGGAACAAGGAUGAUAGUCGGAAAUGAUAACGCUUUAUUUUGCAGGUCUGAAUAAUUUCCGUAAAGUUUCCUGGAAAGAAUAUUUACUCAAGUGCUGUGCUUACAGCUUUGAGGUACUAUACUUGAGUAUUUCAUUUUAUACUUCUACUCCACUACAUGUCCGAGGGAAAUAUUGUAAUUUUAAGUAUAUUUAACUACUUUUAACAGCUGUACUUCUUUAAAAAAUCUUCCAGAUCUUUUAUUGCUAAUAGAGGAUGUUUUUGGGUACGUAGUGGUAUUGCUACUGUUACCUGACUAAAAAAUCUAAAUACUUCCACCUCUGGUAAUUUGGUACUAAUUAUAGGAAUAAUACACUCUGUUCAAUUAGCACACUUCUAAUCAAUUAAUUUCAGUUAAUUGCUUUCGUCACCCAGAGAACCUUUAAUCAGGACACAGCAGCUCAACAUGUGUCUACAGGCAAACAGUUCAACAUAUACAGAUGGUGAAGUGUUUAUUUGAGUUUUUAUUUUAAAUAAAUUUAGUUUCUCAUUUAAUAGUAUCACAUGACGCAGUUCUUUCCAGACAAUGUCCUAAGAAAAGUAUUUUGAAAGCGUUAUCGACUUAUUUUACUGCACUGUAUGACGUGAACCAAAAUUAAAAACUUAUAAUAGCAGCUGUAGAGUUUAUAUUACUGUGAUCUUUAUUAACUUGUAUAUUUAUACUCAAUAAUGUGUUUUAUUAUAAAGGGAGGUACUGUAUGUCACUCCAGGCAGCAGUUUUUGUUUCGAUGUCAGGCUAAAUGUCUCUUGAUUUUUAUUUUAAAUCAUCUGACGGGAGUAUUAUUCAAUCCAGAUGUACAGAAGAGAUUCUUUUAGUCUGAAAACAACUUCACACAACAACUGUGUAUUUCAUAAAAAACUGAUACUGGGCUCUGACCCGAGAGACACAAAGUGAAAAUACACACAUUUACUUUGUGGAGGUACUGAAUUAAAUAUUUAAAUAACUUGAAAGGGUCAGAUGGAGUCCUGAUUUCCACUGUGGAAACUUCAAAAGUCUUUUUUUUGGUCAACUGUUAUUCUGAACUUCAGUACUUUUUAAUUUAAAGACUUUUCUGGUGCAAAUUUCAGAGACAUAAAAAACAAGAUAAGACUCUUUAUACAGCAGCAAGAAAACACGAACUCUUUCAUGACCUUCCCCUCUGUCCUUUCUGCAGCCCGGUCAAGUUCAUUACCCCUUAAACUUAACUUUAAACGUCUUAUCAGCUGUCCAUCACACCCAGAAUGCAUUGCUCUUGCCAGCGGCUGUUUUGCGUUUAUGUUUGGUGCUACUAAGUAGAAAAUAUUGGGAGUGAAAGUGAAAUUGAGAGCAGCUGUUGUCACUUUAAAAAUGGUGUCAGCAGCCGCUAAGUUUCUUUUCCUUAACGUUCCCCCGACUGAACCAGAUAACUCCGAUUUAACUUUGGGAUUUUUCAGUUUUCACCCAGAUUGUUUCCAGCUUUCUCUAAGUGUUUCGUUGAGCGAUGGGGGAUGAAUCCAAUUAUACAAGAAUGUCGAACGGGGGGGGGUCCCAUUUCAGACGUGCGUCUCAUGUGUCCUCGCCGGAUGGUCAACUGUUUCCUACACGGCGUCACAAGACAUUUCUUGGUUGAGAUUGGAGCUUCUCUCUCUCUUUUUUUUAAUUUAUAUUUUGAUCGUUUUAAGUAAGUGAUUACGCGAAAAUACCAGAAAUUUGCUGCUUUUCAAUGCAAUAUUUGAGGGUUUUAGAUUGUUCGUCGGACAAAACAAGGUACUCCUACCGGAUAUUUUAGAAUGAAAACAAAACGUGAGCGGACACAAACUUUUAAAAGGGUAGGAAAGGAACGAAGCCAACAGCUCAGCAUAGAUUUUAAUUUGAGGGAAAAGGUCGUCCUGAAGGGAAAGAAAUGGAGCCAAAAGCCUGUCCUGAUUCUGAUUUAGCUGACUUUAAAGGGCACUUUGAAGGGGACACGUGUCUGGAAUGGAGACCUGCUGCAGACAAACGUCAUAAAUAAAUAUUCAGAGUGGAAGUAGCCAAAGCUCAUUUGAAGGUUUUAUGUUGUUGGACUGAAGAGGACAUUGAAGGGCACAUUGAAGGGAGCGAAUGGCGAGAGUGGAACAGAACCGGGGGGGGGGUUUCAACAGCUGCUAGAUACUAAAAGAUUAAAAGCUGUUCGUCUGUAGUUUUUCAUCAAUCAAUCAACUUUUUACUUUUAAGAUCUGUUCUCAUCCAGUCACACCGGUGUACAAACCAACUGACUUUUAACACCAUCCGCUGUGUAUCAUAGUAAAUAAAAAUGAUUUUCAGAAAUGAAAAAGCUCUAAAACAAGUUGUUUUUUUUCUGUUUUCUCUCCAUAAUGUUUCCAAAUAAAAGUUUCUUUUUUUU